AUGAACUUGAGCGUAUUAUUUUACUCCUCCGAUGGAUGGAGGUCGGUGAAAGACGGCGCGCAUCACAGACGUGAUAACUCCGUAAGUUUGUCUGCGGGAAUUUCUACACCCGAGUCAGUCGGCAUCAUGGACAUUGUGCUUAACGUCAGUUUACUAGCUGGAAUUAUUCUAUUUGGAGCAUUUGGCAAUUUAUUAGUUAUCAUAACGAUAGCUCGCAACACAACUUUUCACAGAGCGCCGUUCUUUUUCAUGCUCAACCUUUCCAUUUCCGAUUUAUGCCGAUGUCUUUUUUGCAUUCCGUUUGUGAUUGCCUCUGCCAUUGAAAAUGUCGGAUGGAGUCACGGAGAAAUAUCAUGCACUGUGAUCGCUUUCACCAACUUCUUCUUUGUGUUCAACUCAUUCAUAACACUCAUGACCAUUGCAAUUGACCGUUACAUAUCAAUCACCUACCCGUACUUACACAAACGUUGGUUACAUGGGCACACGAGUCUCGUUUUGGUUGCCGUCGGCUGGUUGCUAUCAGCGUUGGUGUCGCUUCCGCCUGUUUUUGGUAACGGGUCGUACACCUUUGUUGAAGAGGAGAGUCAGUGCACAUUCAAACACAUGUCCUAUAAACACAGUGACACAUUCGGCUUUCUGCUCGUCCUAACGGCCGUGCAGUUCGGCUCGCUUUUCAUCUACGUUCGCAUUUUUCUUUUCCUUAGAGAACAUCGAAGAAUGAAGCCUUUAGAAAACCCGCCUGCCAUGAGUUCAAACUGGACAUUUGCUGCCCCGGGACUACGAAAUGUGUUCCCAAUCACGUGGGCUGGAGGGCCCCUUCGUCCGAUACCCACCAUCACUCAAAAUUUAUCAAGUGCUAACGGACCAAUUGAGCACGUGGGAAGGAGGAAGAACGAACAUUUGAGUCGACUUUUCUUUGCUGUGACCACGUGUGUGUACUGCUUGUGGUCUCUAUAUUCCAUUCAAUCGUUUCUGCUUAUAUUUUCAAGCAUUGUAAUUCCAAAAAGUGUUCGACGAAUCACGACCUGGGCAACAUUUUUCCAAGCUUGUGUCUCACCCAUCGUCUUUAUAUUUCAUUACAGAAAACUCUUGAUAAAUAACAUACGCUUUUACAGCAGAAGAAGGGGACUGUGGUAACUCUUCAUUCAAUGUCUGUGGACCAGUCUGAACGUGUUUUGUUUUCUGUUGUAGUGAGAGGGUGAUUACCAUUGGCCAGGUGUGCAUGAAUGGACAAUAAAUCUAUUUAAGGAAGUUAAACCAUGACAAAAUCCGUACAUCUAAUUUAACCUGAAGAUGUUGCAGGUAAUUUGAGCACCUUACGUUCUUAUGUCGGGUCAGUGGCUACGAAUAAAAUUCCAAGAAGGAAGAUUUCUAUUAUCGACAUUUUUAUUUUUACGAUGUAAACCAAUCAUAUGAACACUAAAUAUUAUAUCAAUUGUAUGAGGUACGUUUUGGGGAAUUUUAAUUUUAUUCAUAAUUUUACUGCAUCGAAUUUUGAUACACGUGUGAAUAUGUGGCCUUUGAUUAGAACAUAAGAACUACAAAUGUAGUACGGAUGCAAGGCGUAAAAAAUGACCACAGUUAAAACGAUGCAGAACUGAUAAAACCAAUUACAAAUUAUUUCACAAAUCUCCAUGACAAAAUUUAUUGAGUACUAGUAUCCAACGUGCUCAAAGAACAAUCCUAGAUUUAAAAUUGUGUUUGAUGUAUUUUAAUUCAAUGUUGAGUGGACGGAAGUGAAUGAAUGAGAUAUUAAUCCCUGUUCGAGGAUUUAUUUCUGAGUUGUGUUCGAGAAUCUUUCACACGUAAAUACAUGUUCAUAUACUUUUUUGAAAUGAACAAGUUGACUCUAUCGUCUUUCAAAUGAAAAUGUGAAUACCAUUAAAUCUCAUGAGAAUGUAUAUAAUUUUAUAAUAGCAUGAUCAGAAGAAAGAGUUAUAUGGCAUUUUAUUGAUGUAGUAUUUUCAUAGAUAUUUCGUAUGCAUCUGUAUGCAUCUGAAACUGAUAUUUAUAUAUACUCAGUAAAUUUACCAUGUAAAAGAAAUAUUUUGGCAAUGUAGCAAUUUUUGGAAGUAAUGUGUAUUGAUUUGAGAAUUAUUUGCACGCUUUUAUAACAAUAUCCCCUUUAUAAGAAUAGCAUGUUCGGAAAUGAAUUAGACACACAUCAUUACGAGGACAUGGAAAGAUAUAAAAACGGACACUCCGAGUAUACCAUUAUUACACGAAAGCUUAAUAAUUCAUCAUUUGUCUUUGUUUUUAUGAAGGUUUUGGUGUUUUUACAUCCUCCUGUAGCUUUUUUAUGAAUGAAGGCCUUUUGUUAGUCCGCAAUAAAAACAAAUAAUGUCUCACUAAUUUCCUAUCAAGCCUCUUACAAUGUAUCUAUAUCUACAAGCAAUCAUUUCAUAUCAAUUUCAUGUAAUUACAAUUUAUCGAUGUUUAAUUUGUGUUCGACAUUAAUUUCUUUGUACAAUGUACUUUCUAAAAACAUUUC
Molecule: messenger RNA, 2491 nt
Organism: Ostrea edulis (European flat oyster)
Lineage: Eukaryota; Metazoa; Mollusca; Bivalvia; Ostreida; Ostreidae
Product: probable G protein-coupled receptor 85
Exons: 1
Coding region: 1-1137 (378 amino acids)
Biological process (GO): G protein-coupled receptor signaling pathway
Cellular component (GO): plasma membrane
Molecular function (GO): G protein-coupled receptor activity
Source: RefSeq, a predicted model, not a curated record